Messenger RNA from Camelina sativa (false flax), 947 nucleotides. RefSeq names its product heavy metal-associated isoprenylated plant protein 20-like. The record is from RefSeq and is a predicted model, not a curated record. Gene Ontology annotation, molecular function: metal ion binding. NCBI's taxonomy places the organism in Eukaryota, Viridiplantae, Streptophyta, Magnoliopsida, Brassicales, Brassicaceae.
ACAAAAUAUUACUAGAAUUUAUAAAUAGGUCCGAGUCGUGUGAAGUAACCCAAAAAUUGGCAUCGUUGUUCACCGUGUGUAUUUGGAGGAUCACAUCAUUAGAGGGCCACAUAUACACCUCUCUAAUAACACUUUAUGAAAAUAUUAAACACAUUUAGUUGUACUAAAUCCUCGGCAUAACACUUGUUGAUUAAGUCACCAAAUACUUUCUAUAAAUAUGGUCGAGUCGUGUCCAUAAUAUAUGCAUAUCUAUCUACGACUUUGGUCGUCUUUUCGUGAGAGUACGUACUUAGUUAGACAUGGGAGCUCUUGAUUCUCUCUCCGAUUAUAUCUCCGACUACUUCCAAGUCUCCAAAAGAAGGAGGAAGCGUAAAGUCAUGCAGACGGUGAAUAUAAAGGUGAAAAUGGACUGUGAUGGCUGCGAACGCAGAGUCAAGAACGCGGUUUCCUCCAUGAAAGGGGCGAAAGCCGUGGAGGUGAAUAGAAAGAUACACAAAGUGACGGUGAGUGGGUACGUGGAACCGAAGAAGGUCUUAAAGAGAGUCGAGAGGACAGGUAAAAAGGCCGAGAUAUGGCCGUACGUUCCAUACAACGUGGUUGCAUAUCCAUACGCAGUCGGAACUUACGACAAAAAAGCGCCGGCCGGUUUUGUUAGGAAGUCUGAGCAGUCCCAGUUGCAGCCUUUGCCGGGAGCUCCAGACGACAACUUCAUAUCAAUAUUUAGCGACGAGAAUCCCAACGCUUGCACCGUUAUGUAAUAAAAUAAUAAAUUAUAUGAGUAUCCACCGCACGUAACGUUGUCUCAAGCAAUUUGGCUUUCUUUUUUUUUUUUCUUUUUUUUUUUGGUAUGUGUAUGUACCUACGUAGGGGAAGAACCAAACCAGUCAUUUCACUUGUGUAACAUUUUUAAAAUAAUUUAGUGGAAUAUGUAUAAUCAAUGUGUUUUA